This is a messenger RNA of Oryza brachyantha (malo sina), 780 nucleotides long. RefSeq lists its product as uncharacterized. The record is from RefSeq and is a predicted model, not a curated record. The transcript has 4 exons. Gene Ontology annotation, molecular function: structural constituent of ribosome. Gene Ontology annotation, biological process: translation. Lineage: Eukaryota; Viridiplantae; Streptophyta; Magnoliopsida; Poales; Poaceae. Bases 1 to 471 code for a protein of 156 amino acids. Gene Ontology annotation, cellular component: mitochondrial large ribosomal subunit.
AUGAUGAAAACCACAAUCAGCUCGUCAGCCUCCCCGAUCUGUUCAGCCUCAAAACCGCUUCCACUCGCCCGAGGUUUUCCUUCAAUUCCCCCUGUGAAUUCAUCCAUGGCGGCGACGGGCUGGCUCCGGCGAGCGGCGGCGGCGGAGGGGGUUGCUCUCCCAACACGCGUCCCGUGCGGAUUAGCCGCCGCAAUCCCGACGCCUCCACCCGCCGCGCUGGUCCCCAUGGCUCCUGCCCUCGCGCUCCCCUCCCACGGCGCCGCCAUGGAGCUCAUGGCUGUUCCUAAGAAGAAGGUUUCAAAGUACAAGAAGGGCCUGAGGAAUGGGCCAAAAGCCUUGAAGCCUGUUCCUGUGAUCGUCCGCUGCAGGUGUUGUGGCCGGGUGAAGCUGCCACACUUCUACUGCUGCAGCGGUGAAAGAGGGAACCUGGGUCUGAGAGCUCGUAGUAUUCUUCAGACCAUGAGAAGUUGAAAGUUUAGACUUUAGGUAGCGGAUUUAGAGAGGGGGAAACACCAGGGGUCCCAUUCCAGUAAUCAGUCUGACUGAAGUACCCAUCUCCUGAAAUCAAAGUAUUUCAUCCAUGUGAGUCCUGACUCAGUGUUGAACUUUUUGACUGCCUUUGGCAUUCGUAAUAAUAAUAGUAAACGCUGGAAGGUCUUUAACUUAUGUUGACAAACAGAGAAUCACUCUGAUCAUAUGAGUUGUAAACUUGUUCUUAAUUAAACAACGAUGUUUUUGGCCACCUGCUAUGAACCGCCGAAUGUUAUAUACUCUCUCCGU